CACGUGUACUCUCUCUGUUCUUCUUCAUCUAAACAAAGGUUUUGCAGAGUAACACCGAUUCUUCGAAUUUCGAAACAGAAAAUUUUCUGCAAAUUUGGGAUCUAAAAAUUAAGGAAAGAUCCCUUCUUCGAAAUGUGAAUCUAUUCCUCUGCCCGAUCGUCUGAAAGCAAGUAAUUUUUUUUUUUUUCUCUUCAAAUCUUCUGUAAUUUCAGUUUUUUUAAAAAAUCUGAAAUCUCUAUUCAGAUUGUUUUUAUAAGGAUGGAUAGGAUCAAUGGUCUAUCAGAUGAGAUAAUUUGCCACAUUCUAUCUUUCCUUCCGACAAAAGAGUCUGCUUUAACAUCUGUCCUGUCAAAACGAUGGCGUAAUCUGUUUGCCUUGACACCGAAUCUUUGUUUAGUUGAUGAUCUUGAAGUGGGUGGUUGUGGACAAAGUCUCGUUGAUUUUGUGGAUAGAGUAUUGGUUGUGUCAAGCAAUUUCCCCAUUAGGGAGUUUUCAAUAAAAUGUCGAAAGAGUAUCGACUCGGGUCAAUUCACCUGGUGGAUGAUUGAAUUGGUGAAUCGUGGUGUCGUAAAUCUUGGUAUUGACGUUAUCGCUGGGCCUCAUAGAGAGGCGAUUUUAUUGCCUAUUGAGAUGUUCACUUGCAAUAAUACAAUGGUUGAGCUGAAACUAGCAACAGGGAGAUUCGAGGCUAUGUUACCUGAUGAGGAUGUUUCUCUUCCAUCACUUAAGACUCUCUUUCUUGAGCGGAUUUGUUUCUACAAUACUGAUUUUUGUGUUUUGGGAAAGCUUCUUUUUGCUUCUCCUUUGCUUGAGGAAUUUACCAUUCGUUGUGUUGGGAGCUGGCAAUAUGGGAGUUGCUGCCGCAAUGUGUCCUCUUCCACACUAAAGAAACUUACUAUCGUGUCUACUCCUCAGCUUGAUUUUUGGGACAUGCUUUUUGAUACUCCGAAUCUUGCCUACUUAGAAUACACUGGUUUAGUUCCAAGAGAAUAUCCAACUGUGAAUCUUGAAUCCCUUGUCGAAGCUAAGCUUGAUCUUAGUUUUUGUCUUGGUAUUAGCAAUCCAACAAAUCUGAUUAAGGGGUUAACGAAUGUUGAGGUCUUAGAGUUAUCAUCUGUUAAAACUUCAGAGAUGUUCUAUUAUUUCCGCGAAGCAAUCCCUGUGUUCGGCAACCUGUUUCGUUUAUCUAUUACAACUGAUUUAGAAUUCUACAAUUGGAAGUAUUUUCCAAUACUUAUAAUGAUUUCACCAAAUCUACACACACUCGUCAUCAAGGGUCCAUUGCACGCUGAUGAAUGUGAAGGAGAAUAUGGAUUGUCAUGUCCUGUGAAAGUAUUGAAGAUAACUGAGUAUGGAGGAAAAAGUGGAGAGCUAAAGCGAAUGAAACACUUACUAGAGAAGCUGGCAUGUCUUGAGCUUGUCAAAGUUCGUGCUUGUGCAAUUAACGACAAAGAAAAGUCUCGAAUCACCAAAGAUCUGCUAAUGGUUCCUAGAUCGUUCAAUUGCAACAUCCAGGUCAAGUUUUCUGAGAAAACUAAGUAAUGCAUGAAAAACAAAAUUUGUUCCCUCCUAGUUGAAUAAUUAAGUCGGUUAUUGGUUUGUAUGCACAUUUGGUUUUAGUUGCUCUGUUUCUAGUGUUUUAUCUUCGUUUCAAACGUGAAUUGGAAGACAAGUCUCUCAGUGUACAAUACGUUCCAGUAUGUCAAAAAUAUUCUGAUAUCCAACACCACUGAGGACCGACCAUGCCUCUGUUGUUAUCAAUAGUUAUUACAAGCAUUAUAAGCAGAAGGGCGGUUAUUGUUAUCCUGCAAUGAUCAUCCAGGAUGACCCUAGUCCUGGUUCUUGGCAUUAGGAGUAUAUCCCUGAUUAAAAGGUAAGGGGCUAAGAUGAGAUGAUGAAGAAUAGAGUGGAUUUUUCAUUAUAUUUCACCGAGAUAUCCUGUUUUUCCAUUGUUACUUCUGAUGCACAAUAUAAAUGAAUCCAAUCUUUGUGAAGUUUCACUUUUCUCUUGUACAGUCUAAUGUAGAAUUUGAUAAGUUAUGGUAUUAAGAUUACAUCAAUCUGUUCAUUUACAUAAUCCCUUUAGCAACAAAGUGAACAAGUAAAGGAAGAAGCUAUAUGGUCGGGAUUAUAUUAAGCAACCUCUUAGGGAAAACAGCGAGUUCAUAUGUUGGAUAAGACAGGCAGAAGCAUGACAAGCUCAGCAUUGCUGAGGGACACUGAAAAACACCAGAAAAGGUCCUUAGAGUCUCUUCUGUGAGGUCGAGCUCAGUAGGGAACGUCAUGAGAGUGAACAGGUUGGCCAGAAUAUUGGAUAAUAAGUAAAUAUUCCAAAUGAGGGUGAUUAGUCUUAUUGAGUGUCAAUUCUGUUGCUAAUCCUGUUUCGUUCAAGAGGGGAAUCGAUAAGAUAGUUAUGGCCUUAUAGAUUUGAUAUAAGAGCUGCAGAAGAAAGCUAAGCCUGUCAAAGGUCGUGAUGACAUCAUAGGUAACUAUUGAUUUACCUUCCUGUGGUGCAAUGGCAAUUUUAAUCUUUUGCUUCCAUCUCUGCUGGAAAUGAAGAGCUUAUAGGAACAAUGAUUGCUGAUGCCAAUAUGCCAUUGACAAAGUUGGACGUGAUGGUAUCUUGUCCAUUGAGUCAUCAUCCUCUUUUGAGACCAUGGUCGAAGUAGAAGAGGGAAUGGAGAUUGACAGAGGUUACAUCUCACCUCAAUUUGUAAAAACCUUGAGAAAGUACUAGUUGAGUUGGAAAAUGCUAGGGUGCUUAUCACUGAUCAGAAGAUCUCUGCAAUCAAAGACAUCACCCCCAUUUUGGAGAAGACCACACACACAGCUUCGAGCUCCAUUGUUUAUUAUUUCAGGGGAUUACAGGUGAGGCCUUAGCAAUCCUUGUUGUCGAAAAGCUCUGUGAUAUCCUCAAUGUUGUCGUCAUUAUGACAGGAGCUGAGUACCAAGCCAGUGACAUGGGCUUGCUGGUCGAAAACGCAACGAUUGGUAAGCAAAGAUUCAACUAGGCUUAUUGCAGAUGCAGGCUUCCAAGGAAGAAGUACAAGUCAGGAUUUCCCAGCUGAAGAAAAAACUAUAUAAGUCGGAUUCUGAGUAUGAGUCAUAGAAGCUUGCUGAGAGAGUCGCUAAAUUAUGGUUGUGUUGCUGUCAGUAAAGUCGGAGCAGCAACUGAAACGGAGCUUGAGGACCGUGAGCUCCCUAUAGAUGAUGCAGAAACCAUGACUUUUGCUGCUAUCGAAGACGGGAUAGUUCCAGGUGGGGGUGCAACUUGGGUGCAUCUCUCCACUGCUAUUACUGCCAUUAAGGAGACGGUGUGACUUGUGAGGAUCCUGAUGAACGUUUGGGAGCUGCUUUGGUUGCGGGAAUGGUACUUAAGGCUCCUUGCUCCUCAUAUGGUGUAAUGACUAUGAAAACACAAGAUAUUAUUAGCAUAUUUGUGGGAAAUGACUAGUUUGUUAACGGUGACGAGGAUUAAUAAUCUUUGAGUUUGAGGA
Molecule: messenger RNA, 3497 nt
Organism: Arabidopsis lyrata subsp. lyrata
Lineage: Eukaryota; Viridiplantae; Streptophyta; Magnoliopsida; Brassicales; Brassicaceae
Product: F-box protein At4g22280
Exons: 7
Coding region: 259-1542 (427 amino acids)
Molecular function (GO): protein binding
Source: RefSeq, a predicted model, not a curated record